Molecule: messenger RNA, 1575 nt
Organism: Penicillium salamii
Lineage: Eukaryota; Fungi; Ascomycota; Eurotiomycetes; Eurotiales; Aspergillaceae
Source: the annotation of a GenBank genome assembly
AUGCGAUCCUCAACAGACGGCAAUGCCGACGAGGCCUUGGCCGCCUUGGGCUACAAAAGUGAACUACCUCGAAAUCUAAGUAUGAUGAGUAUCCUCGGCCUGUCAUUCGCCAUCAUGGCCGCCCCGUUCGGCCUCAGCACAACCCUGUACAUCACUCUGGCAGAUGGUCUCUCGGUCACUAUAAUCUGGGGUUGGGUCUUCGUCAGUCUGAUCUCAAUCGCCAUUGCAGCCUCACUGGCUGAGAUCUGCGCUGUUUAUCCAACGGCCGGAGGCGUCUACUACUGGAGCGCAAUGCUGUCCACCCGUGAAUGGGCCCCAUUGAUGUCCUUCAUCGACGGUUGGCUGACCCUAGUCGGAAACUGGACCGUGACUCUCAGUAUCAUCUUCUCCGGGGGUCAGUUGGUUCUUAGCGCCAUCUCCAUCUUCGAUGAGUCCUUCGUUGCGAACGCCUGGCAGACCGUCCUGAUGUUCUGGGCCGUCAUGCUCGUCUGUGCCCUCGUCAACAUCUUCUUAUCCCGCUACCUCGAUCUCAUCAACAAGGUAUGCAUAUUUUGGACCGCCGGCAGCGUCAUCAUCAUCUUGGUCACUCUGCUUACGAUGGCGGACGACCGCCGAGACGCCGAGUUCGUCUUCGGCCAUUUUGACUCCUCCACCAGUGGCUGGCCCUCUGGCUGGGCUUUCUUCGUCGGGUUGCUGCAGGCAGCAUACACCCUCACCGGCUAUGGCAUGGUCGCAUCCAUGUGUGAAGAAGUCCAAAACCCCCACCGCGAAGUCCCGAAGGCAAUUGUGCUGUCUGUCGUCGCAGCCGGAAUCACAGGUCUUUUCUACCUGAUUCCCAUCCUCUUCGUGCUGCCAGAUGUGAAGCUUCUGCGUGAAGUUGCAAGUGGCCAACCAAUUGGCCUAGUUUUCAAGACCGUGACCGGGUCCGCAGGCGGCGGUUUUGGUCUUCUCUUCCUUAUUCUGGGUAUAAUGCUGUUCGCCGGAAUUGGAUCCCUUACGGCCGCGAGUCGCUGCACUUAUGCAUUCGCUCGCGACGGUGCAAUCCCGGGGUUCAAGCUCUGGCGCAGGGUGAAUAAGAAGCUGGAUGUACCGGUGUGGGCGAUUGUCCUGUCCGCUGUCGUUGACGGCCUCUUAGGUCUGAUCUAUUUCGGAUCUACGGCUGCUUUCAACUCCUUCACCGGUGUAGCCACGAUCUGUCUGUCGACCUCAUACGGUCUCCCGAUUUUAAUAUCUUUAGUACGGGGCCGGAAAGAUGUCAAGUCUUCUGGAUUCUCCCUCGGGCGAUUCGGAUUUGCUAUCAACUGCAUCACCAUUGCGUGGAUCGUGCUAGCGGUCGCGCUCUUCUGUAUGCCCGUCACAAUACCCGUGACACCUGAGUCGAUGAACUAUGCCAGUGUUGUGUUCGCUGCCUUUGCCAGUAUCAGUAUCAUCUGGUACUUUGCUUACGCGCGGAAACACUUUACUGGACCGCCGAUUAGUGGUGAAGAAGCGCGCGCUGCGACGGAGCUCAUGACUGGGACGUCGGUGGAUGCUGAGAAUUCACUCGAAGUUGUAAAGAAACUUUCCAGUGGUUAA